GAUGAAAGGAAGGACAAUUCAGGUAGAAGAAAACAUUGUUGAAUGACAAUCAUCCAUGGAUAUAAGGCGUCAACUGGAUCGUGAUUCAGAAGUUAUACAAAUCACCAUUGUAGAUCCAGGGGAACAUUGUUGUGAGUCUGUAAAAGAAGGGUCGGAUAAUCUUGAGAGUUCUAUUCCAGAAGCAUCUACUCAUGGAGAUGUUAGUGGGGAUGAUAAAACAAAUCAUCUUUCUUUUAGUAGUUCAAGUGAAGAUGAAUCGUUUGAAGGGAAUUAUUUGGAGACUAAUAUAGAUGCCCUUAAAAGGAGUAGAAGUAAGCCUGCGAAACAAGAUUCUAAAAAUCAUGAAAUCCAUCAAUGUUCAGGAGGAACUGAUGAAGCAAUCAAAACUUUAGACAACACAAAGGAAAGAACCGGUGAGGAUACAUGCAACAUAGACCUAUCCAUAAUGCCUGCAGAAUCAUCAGAGGCUGAAAAGAUCCCUAAAAACCAUUGCAAAUCAUUUGAAGAUAUGUGGAAAUCUUAUAGUCAUGAGGUGUUCAUCUACUGA
Molecule: messenger RNA, 547 nt
Organism: Lactuca saligna
Lineage: Eukaryota; Viridiplantae; Streptophyta; Magnoliopsida; Asterales; Asteraceae
Source: the annotation of a GenBank genome assembly